Molecule: messenger RNA, 7460 nt
Organism: Microtus ochrogaster (prairie vole)
Lineage: Eukaryota; Metazoa; Chordata; Mammalia; Rodentia; Cricetidae
Gene: Zbtb40
Product: zinc finger and BTB domain containing 40
Biological process (GO): regulation of transcription by RNA polymerase II
Cellular component (GO): nucleus
Molecular function (GO): protein binding; DNA-binding transcription factor activity, RNA polymerase II-specific
Source: RefSeq, a predicted model, not a curated record
CUGCCUUUUGGCGUCUUUGGCGCUGUUGAAUGGAGAAAGCUUUAUUGUUCCCUUCGGGCAGGAGUGUUCGUGUCCUCUAUGGCGCUGUCAAUAAAGAACUGCAGUUUGAAUCGGUACUGAACAGAGGUUUCUCUACCUUUCUUUUACCUUCUGGAGAUGCUACAAUUUAACGUCACUGUAGAAUCCACAAACCCAAACCUGAGCUGCGUCCUCACUCCUUCAGAGAAAGGGCUGAUCCUCUCUAGGUGGAGUCUGGAGGGAGAGAGGAAGGAGUUGAGGCUGGAGCAACACCAUGGAUCUCCCCAACUACAGCCAGCAGCUGCUGCUGCAGCUUUACGCCCUGUGCAAGGAGCAGCGGUUCUGUGAUUGCACUAUUUCCAUUGGCAACAUCUACUUCAGGGCCCAUAAGCUCGUCCUGGCAGCAGCCAGCCUCCUGUUUAAAACCUUGCUGGAUAACACAGAUGCCAUCUCCAUCGAUGCAUCAGUGGUGAGCCCCGAGGAGUUUGCCCUCUUGCUAGAAAUGACAUACACUGGCAAGCUCCCCGUGGGCAAGCACAACUUCUCCAAGAUCAUCUCCUUAGCAGAUAGCUUGCAGAUGUUUGAUGUGGCUGUUGGUUGUAAAAAUCUUCUGACCAACCUUGUAAACUGCUCUGUCCAGGGGCAGGUGGUAAGGGAUAUCUCAGUGCUGUCUUCAGAGGCAGGUGGCAAGGACUCAGAGAAGCCUCAAGUAGAAGUCAUUUCUUCUGAAGGUCCUGGGGAGCCCUCUUCAUCCCUGGAAGUUUCUACCGUGCCAGCAGGCCCUGAGAAAGCCAAGACCCAGGAAGUAACUCACGUGGCUACCCAAGAGAUAAAUUCAGAUCCUCCCGUUGUUCAGGUGGCUACAGAGAUCACAGGGGUGACUCCUCACACAGCCGAAGUUUGUUCCCCUUCUGUUGGACAGCUCCCAAGUCAGGCAGAGGAAACCACCAACACACAAGCAGAGUGUGAGAGGAAGCAGGAGCAGCUGAAUUUCCUGCUAGAACAGGAAAGUGUCUUCUCAAAUGCAGUCUUGCUCACCCAGGACACACUGAAAAGACUGGAAGGAUGCUCAGAAAUUAAAGGCCCUCAGAAGGAGAUCAUAAUAGAAUGUCUCAAGGAUGACGGAGGAGGCUCAGCAUUCCAGAGAAUCCUGGGCAAAGUGCAUGAUGGGAGCCUGGAUGUGCAGGUGGUCUUGUCUCUGAUGAGACUGUACCAGGAGUCCACACCUGCAGAGAAGGUGUCUCAGUCUCAGCCAGAAGGGAGCGCAGGGGAGGGAAAGACCUUGUCUGUUCUGUUACUGGAACACAAAGAGGACCUGAUCCAGUGUGUAACACAGCUCAGACCUAUUGUGGAGUUCCUGGAAACAGCCAAGGAGGAAUUCCUGCCCGUCUCGGAAAAAAGGGUGAUUCUGAACUGCUGUGAGGGCAGAACACCCAAGGAGACGAUAGAGAAUUUGUUGUACAGAAUGACUGAAGAGAAGACCCUGCCUGCCGAGAGCCUGGUAAAAGUCCUCCAGGCUGUGAGAACAGCAUUCCCAAACCUGGGCCUCCUGCUGGAGAAUUUGCAGGAAGUAGCGGAGUCACCUGGCACUACAGGGCUGGCCAGGGUCACCUGUGAGACUGGACAGACAGAGGGGCCCAGAAGGCUGUGCAUUCCAACAGACUGUAUGGAUGGAUCCCACCCUAGCCCUGAGGACUACGGAGCUGAGCUGUUGAGAAAGUACCAUGAAAACCUGUCUGAGGUUCUCACGGACAACCAGGUACUGCUAAAAGUGAUCUCACGUGCGAGGAGCUUGGCCCCUGGAGAGAGAGAGGUUAUGGAGACACUCGUGAAACAGGACUCUGGCUCAGGUGGCUUUAGUUCCCUGAUGUCAGCCGCUCUGGAAAGGCAGACUCUCUCUGCAACAGCCAUUUGGCAGCUGCUGCUAGUGGCUCAAGAGAGCCAGACCUGCCCACUGAACCUUCUCUUGGAGGAAGUAGGAAAGGAGCCUGGCGCUGGGGCUUUCUUCCGGGCAGUGACUGCCCCAGAGAGCACUGUGUUGGAAAUAAUCCUGAGGCAUAGCAAGCUGGUCACAGAGGCCAUCCAGCAGACGAUGGAGCUCAAGCACUUUUCUCCAGAGGAUGAGGCCCUGGCUGAGAUUGUGAAAGAGAUGCUGAGCAUAUCCUCCGAGACAGUGAGCCCUGAAGAGGCCCUGAGAGCAGUGCUGAGCAAGGACAUGGAGAAAUCUGUCUCAGCCUCUGCAAUCUGUCGCUUCCUGUGUGGUGUCCACAAGUCUUUCCCUGGCCUGCAACCCCUCAUGCAGGAGUUGGCACACGUUGGGUUUCUUACCAAGGAAAAUGGAAAGGAGAGGUUGACGGUGAGUGAUAGGUUUCACCCUGGAGCCAAGGACAAAGAGGAGAAAGCAGCCAUCGCAGCCAGCAAAGACUGCCAGCCCAUGGAACAAAAGGAUCAGGGGGAGCCUGGGUCCGUGCCAGAGCAGCAAGAGAAAGACACUUCUGCCUCCCCGGACUCUGCCAAGAAGAGCUUCAUCUGCAAAGCCUGUGACAAGAGCUUCCAUUUCUACUGUCGUCUGAAGGUGCACAUGAAGCGCUGCCGGGUGGCCAAGAGCAAACAGGUGCAGUGCAAGGACAGCAGUGGGACCAAGGACUCGGAGAAGGGGCUGGAGAAGCAGCAGCUGGAGACCCACAGCGUGGGUGGAGAGCCCGACGCCCCCAAGAAGAAGAAGAAGCGGCUGCCUGUGGCAUGUGACCUCUGUGGAAGGGAGUUUGCCCAUGCCUCAGGCAUGCAGUACCACAAGCUGACCGAGCACUUUGACGAGAAACCUUUCUCCUGUGAAGAAUGUGGGGCAAAGUUUGCUGCCAACUCCACCCUAAAGAACCAUCUGCGCCUCCACACUGGGGACCGCCCAUUCAUGUGCAAGCACUGCCUCAUGACCUUCACACAGGCCUCAGCCCUGGCUUACCACACCAAGAAGAAGCACUCAGAAGGGAAAAUGUACGCAUGCCAGUACUGUGAUGCUGUGUUCGCCCAAUCCAUUGAGCUGUCCCGACACGUGAGGACCCACACUGGGGACAAGCCGUAUGUCUGCAGGGACUGUGGAAAGGGCUUCCGGCAAGCCAAUGGCCUCUCCAUCCACCUGCACACCUUUCACAACAUAGAAGAUCCUUAUGACUGCAAGAAAUGCAAGAUGAGUUUCCCCACGCUGCAGGAUCACCGGAAGCAUAUCCAUGAGGUGCACUCCAAAGAAUACCACCCCUGUCCCACGUGUGGGAAGAUCUUCAGCGCCCCUUCCAUGCUGGAGCGGCACAUGGUGACCCAUGUUGGAGGGAAGCCCUUCAGCUGUGGGAUCUGCAACAAGGCCUAUCAGCAAUUGUCUGGUCUCUGGUACCACAAUCGAACCCACCACCCAGAUGUAUUUGCUGCCCAGAACCAUCGGUCACCCAAGUUCUCAUCGCUGCAGUGCAGUUCCUGUGACAAGACCUUUCCUAACACCAUCGAACACAAGAAGCACGUCAAAGCAGAGCAUGCAGAUCUGAAGUUCCACGAGUGUGACCAGUGUAAGGAGCUCUUCCCCACACCAGCUCUGCUGCAGGUUCACAUCAAGUGCCAGCAUUCAGGGUCGCAGCCAUUCCGGUGCUUGUACUGUGCGGCUACUUUCCGCUUUCCUGGAGCACUGCAGCACCAUGUCUCCACAGAGCACUUCAAGCAGUCAGAGAGCACCUUCCCCUGCGAGCUCUGUGGUGAGCUCUUCACUUCCCAGGCUCAGCUUGAUGGCCACUUGGAGUCUGAGCACCCCAAGGUAAUGGGCACUGAGACCCAGGCAGCCAGCUCUCAGAUGGUGCAGGUGAUCCAAGCUCCAGAGCCAGCAGCCCCAGCCGAGCAGGUGAUCACGUUAGAGGAGACGCAACUUGCUGGCUCACAGGUGUUUGUGACCUUGCCAGAUUCACAGGCCUCUCAGAGCAGCUCUGAGCUUGUGGCAGUGACGGUGGAGGAUCUGCUGGAUGGUACUGUCACCCUGAUAUGUGGUGAGGCCAAAUGAAUGGCUGCUCCUCCAGUAGCGGGGGACUGGACUGGAUCGCAGAGGAAGCUCACAGCCUGCCUGCCUCUGCUCUAGCUGCUGUCCCAAGUGGUGAGCUGUUGGACUCAGCUCCACCCUGGUGCUCUCCCUUGGAAGUCAGAGGCUUCGUCAUUGUCCUAGGACACAGUGUCUGAGCCAUCCACUCUGACGCCAGCACUACCGCCUUCGUGGCAGACAGCCUCAAUUCUCCAGGCUGCAGCUCAGGCCUAGAUUCCACCGACCCCCCAGGGAAGUCUGGCUUCUGAAAUGACAGUCUGAAGAGUAGUGGAUGGGAACUGGUGGCCAAGGUGGCCGAGGAGAUACAGCGUGCUGGGUAGCCUCAAGAGCAGGGGAGUUACCUGCGUCUGAGCCCACAGAGGGCCUGCAGACACUGCCAGUGCCUCUGCACUAAAGCACCAACAGCCUCCAGGGACAUCAGCUCAGCAGCUUGCCCUUCCCACUUCCCCCAUCCUCUCCUCGGCUCAGGUGCCCCUCAGAGUUUGGCUGUAAAGCAGGUGCCAAUGUUAACAACACAGGAAGCUCUUGUUGCCAUUCCGGAUCCCUCCAGCUCUGACCUUCCCAAAACAAAGCUUUGGAGCAUUGCUGUGGGAGGCACCUUCGCUGAGGCCAUCCAGCUGCGCCUGCUUUUUUGGAUGUUCUUUGUUGCAUUCCUUAUGGAGAGCGACCCUGUGAUCACAGGCCUUCCAUGCCUUCCAGUAAUCAAGGCUGAAACCUUUCCUCAGCCUGGAGACCUCUUGCUGGCUUCCUCUGGAGCAUGUGAUAAAAUGACCCAGCUCCUGGGGGCAGGCCUGUGCCUGCAUGUGGGGGAUGAGAAGUAUCCGAGGUGGCCUCUGUCUCUGCCACUGGCCCACCUGCCUGGUGCAUGCCCUGCUCUCUGGGCUCCCCCUGGCUGCAUGCUCACUGCAGAUCGGUGCUCCAUUCAAGUCUGAGCGUCACAGAGCCUUUUAUCUUUAGAUCCUGAGCUACAGUCUGGUAAUUGAUGGCUCAUGGAAUCCGGUUGGAAGUGCAAUUAGAUGGAUGUUGGUUCCUGCUGCUUACAGAGAGGGUUUGCAUUUAUCUUCCUUUCCUGGAAGCCCAAAGAUAGAAGUGGGGCUAUCACAGCUUUUGCCCAUCAGGCAGGGCUCCCUGCCACCUAGUGUGGCUUGACUCCCUACACAGGGGAAUGCCCUGAUUUGGUCACUUGCCUUUAAGCCACCUGCUAUCAGAGAUAAGCCCGCACAAGUGCAACUCACAUGACCAUGUGCAGAGAUGAAGGUCAAGUCUUGUUAUGGUGUAGGUGCAUUGCCACCAUCCCUGCACCUGGCUCACUGCGGAGGCCAGGAGGUAGCAAUUUAACUACAGCAGUGUUCAGUGCCACCAUCCCUGCACCUGGCUCACUGCGGAGGACAGGACGUAGCAGUUUAACCUACAGCAGUCAGUGUUUCAAGGGCUGCCCCUACACUGGGCACAGGCAGCCCAGGUGAGUUUCCAAGCUGGAUUCCAGCUCUGGCCAGCCUGUCCCAGUCAAGCCCAUCCUCAUUUUAUAUGCAGGCUGCUUGAAUUUAUUUGCUAAGGAAUCUUUCCCCUUCUAAAGUAAAUGUUUUGCAAAGCCAUUCAGCCUCAGAAACCAAACACUGACCAGAAGAUGGUGCUCAAACAUCAAGACAUCACCUCCCUGAAAGCUCAGUGUUCCUACACUGCGGCCCUGGCCUGCUGGCUUUCAGACCUGUGGCAGCUGACCAGGGGAACUCUUGAUCUGUAAGUGGUGUGCCAGUCCCUCCACGUCAGUAGCCCACUGAAAGACAGUGGGUGGCACAUGCUUCCAGCCUGUCAGGAACAGCAGUUCAAAAUAAUACAUCCUGAGAUCCUAUGAGGGGAGGUCAGCCUGAAUACCCAAAGCCGGAAGUUAGAGGCCUGAGUGCCAGGCCCUGCCCGGCCUGAAAAAGCCAAUCUCAGGUUUCCUGGGGACCCAGGUGGUGCUCGGGCACACGCUCCCUUCAGUCACCAGAUGUGUCUGCCGCAGAGAGCCGUAGGGCAGGUAGGCUUGCUGCCCAUCCUUGGGUGCACAGCUCUGGUGCACAUAACCACAGCGCUGGAUCUCACCUGUCCUCAGCGAGUUCUGGUGACUGAUGGCCUCUGCUUCAGCUGCCUGACUUUUUAUAGUGACUCCGAAGAAGCCUGGGGAAGGUCUGCCGCUGCUGCCCCAGAGAUCUGAACUACCGCAGAGGGCAUUGUUAAUGGGCCUCUUUGUCCACAUUGCUUUUACAAUGGAACUGUGGUUCCAUUUGCUUCCUCCCCAUGAAUAUGUCUGCCUGGCCCUUGGGCAGCAGCCAGAGGAGUCUCCAGGUUCCUUGGGAUUUGUAUAUUUGAGCCAUGGGGCACCAGUCCUCCCCAGGGCUCCUGAUUCAGCCACUGAAGAGGAGAAGGUGGAUAGAUGCCAAGCUGGAGUCUGGUUGGUCCGUCACCAGUGCAUGAACAGCAAGCAGGUGACUGAGGAGCAGAGACCACUGUGAGCAUUUUGGCCAGUGUAACAAAGGUCUUUCUCAGCUAUUUUAUAAACUGACUCUUCUGCCUCCAAAGCUCUUUAUUGGAAAAGCUCUGAGUUCAGUCAGUACUCAAGUCUGUGGCCUAAGCUCUAGGCCUGUGUGCUGUGCUGCCCAGUCGAAGGAAGCCUCUGGCCCCUGCUGACCACAGGGGUGAUACCUCAGCCUUGUUCCUAGAGUCUGAGCUCCAAUGUUCAGGGCUGAGGACUCAGAUGAGGGACAGACAUGCCAAAUAAGGGGGAAAGAUCUCUAUUCUCUUGGGGAUGGGCGUGUCUUUAAAUCUCAUGUGCCUGAGAACCUGUACUGACAAAGGAUGGAGAUACUGACAUGACAGCCUCACUUAGAACAGGCAAGUGCUUCUAAGGGACAGGAGUAUUUCUUGUGGAGCUAGAAAGUUGGCCAGUGGUGGCUAUGACACUGGUUUGCUCCAGUGAGCUCUCCCAGCCUAGCCCUGUGCUGCAGCACCCUGUGUGUCCCAUCAGGUACUGGGAGCCUGGAAGAAAAGUGAAAGACAUGGGGCCAAGGGAGUCAGAGGCAGGUUAAUAGUUUUGUUGCUAUGGAAACUCUGGGGGCACUGAGGACUUAUGCUAAAAACUCAGAAAGAAACUCAAACUUAUUCCAGUCUAACUGGGCCUAUGAAGAAAGAGAGCAGUGCAUUCUUUGGGGACUAUGUUGAGGAAACCAUUCCUUGGGCUGAUUUACAUGGCCUCCAAGUUGUAACAAUGGUCAUGGUUUCCCUGAGCAAAGCCACCCAUGACCAGGACAACCAGCCCCAUGAGAUGUGUAAACUGGAUGGCAAACAUCUCCACUCAACAUGCACUGUGCUUACAAAUAAAGUCUGU